UUUAAGAACAAAACCCACAAAACUUCGGAAACAAUUUCUGCAGCUGAGCAGCCGAAGAAGCCAUAGCAAUGGGAACUUGGUUGGCUUCCUCCCGUGUCUCCCCCUUGAUUCUAAGGUCCAUCUCAAGAAACCCUAGAUCACUUUGCUCCCAAACUGAACUCCCCAAUAAGCCCGUCCCAGAAUCUGAUUCUCCUCCACAGAAUCUCAAAUCAAGCUCGGAUUCCCCCGAUGAAACUUCCCCAGAACCCCAUUUCCCCGAAAUCGCAAGUUCCGGAUGUAAAGACUCUGUCUUGACGCAAGCGGACGUGAUAAGCAGCCUUCUCAGCCGUAAAAACGAUCCCGAUUCAGCUCUGCAAUACUUCAAGUGGGCGGAGAGGAGACGCGGGCUUGUAAGAAGCAUUGAUUGGAUAUGCAUUCUGCUUCACAUUCUGGCGAAGGAGCCCGGGACUCGUCAGCAUGCACAGAAUCUGCUCAAUCAGUUGGCUUCUGGCGAUUCAGGUCCGACUCCCAGUAUUGUAGUUGAUCAUUUGGUUCAGUGUCCAGAAAGUUUCGGUCUUGAAUCGGAUCCCCUGGUUUUCGAUUACUUGUUGAAUAGUUAUGUUAGAGCCGGAAGGCUUGAUUAUGCCAUAGAUUGUUUUAAUUCAGUGGUGGGUCGUGGUAUUUUCCCGUCACUGCCAUUUGUGAACUUAGUCUUGAGGGAAUUGGUUAACAGUGGCUUGAUUCGUGAGGCACACGAUGUCUACGAUAAAAUGGUUGCGAAUGGCGUGGAAGGGGAUGGUGUAACGGUUAAAAUUUUGAUGCGUGGCUGCUUGAAGGAAGGUAGAGAUUUGGAAGCUAUUGAGUUUUUUAUGAAGGCGAAAGAGAAGGGUACUGAGCUUGAUGCUGUGGCAUACAGCCUUUCCAUUCAGGCUGUUUGCAGGAAGCCUGAUGCUGAGUUAGCGUGUGAGUUGUUGAGCGAGAUGAAAAACAAAGGAUGGGUUCCAUCUGAGGGUACUUUUACCACAGUCAUUGGGUCUUGCAUGAAGCUUGGGACUAUGGCUGAAGCUUUGAGGCUUAAAGAUGAGAUGGUGAGUUGUGGGAGGUCGGUGAAUGUGGUGGUGUUUACGAGUUUGAUUAAAGGAUAUUGUAAGCUAGGCCAAUAUGAUAGUGCCUUGGAUCUCUUUUAUCGAAUGGGCGAGUCAGGGGUUGCUCCUAACAUGGUGACAUACUCAAUAUUGAUUGAUUGGUCUUGUAAGAAUGGGAAUAUGCAUAAAGCUUGUGAGCUUUAUGGACAGAUGAAGAAGAAAGGCAUUCGACCAAGUGUGUUCACUUUCAACUCCUUGCUGCAAGGACUCUUGAAGAAAUGUGCCCUUGAAGAAGCGAACAAGUUGUUUGACGAGGCAAUUGAAGAUGACAUUGCUGAUGUCAGCACCUAUAACUGCUUAUUGUCAUUCUUUUGUAGUGAGGGCAAAGUAGACGAAGCACAACAUUUGUGGGGAAAGAUGCUAAGCAAAGGUGUCACACCAACCAUUGUUUCAUACAACAACGUGAUUCUUUGCUACUGUAGAGUAGGUAACUUGGAUAAGGCAUGCAGUGUGCUGUCCCAGCUCCAGGACUCGGGUAUCAAACCUAAUGUGAUCACUUACACAAUUUUGAUAAAUGGCUAUUUUAAGAAAGGUGAGCCUGAAAGUGCUUUCAACAUGUUUGACCAGAUGUUGAUUGAGAACAUUCUCCCUUCAGAUUACACAUACAAUUGUUUAAUUACUGGGAUGUGCAAAGCAAGUCAAACAUCUGAAGCACAAGUGAUGCUAAGGAAGUUUGCAGACGAAAACGGGUUUGCUCCGUCAGCUUUAACUUAUAACACCAUCAUUGAUGGAUUUGUGAAGGAGGGUGAUAUCAAUUCUGCAUUGGCAGUUUACGGAGAGAUGUGUGAAGGUGGUCUUUAUCCAAACGUUGUCACUUAUUCUACAUUGAUUAACGGCUUAUGCAAAAGCAAUAACUUCGAUUUUGCUUUAAAGAUGUGGCAUGAUGUGAAAAGCAAAGGACUUCACCUGGAUGUUACCUUGUACAGCACUCUGAUAGAUGGAUUUUGCAAGAAAGGAGAAAUGGAGAGUGCAUGGCAGUUCUUCUCUGAACUCCUUGAGGUUGGGCUAUCUCCGAAUACUGCCGUCUACAAUAGCAUGAUAAGUGGCUUCAGGAAUCUUGAUAACCUGGAGGCAGCACUCAAGUUGUAUAAGAGAAUGCAAGCUGAGGGAGUUCCUUGUGAUCUUCAAACUUACACGACAUUGGUUGAUGCUUUCCUGAAAGCGGGCGAACUAGUAUCCGGUACUGAUCUUUACACUGAGAUGCUUGCCAAAGGCUUUGUUCCUGACAUAGUAACAUAUGGUGUCCUAGUAAAUGGGCUUUGUAAGAAAGGACAGAUUGAUAAUGCACAAAAGAAGCUGGAAGAAAUGGAUAGGAAGGGCAUCACUCCAAACGUUCUCAUUUACAACACUCUAAUCGCUGGACACUUUAGAGAAGGAAACAUACAGGAGGCAUUUAGACUGCAUAAUGAGAUGCUUGACAGAGGUCUUGUUCCAGAUGAUACCACUUAUGAUAUGCUUGUUAGCGGAAAAGUGAAGGGACAACGUUCAACAUCAACUCCUGGGGCUAGCACAGCUGUGAAGAUGUGAACUCCCACUGAUCAUAUUUACACUCCAGGAGUUGAAGUUGUUUGUAAAUAUAGACGAGAUGGUGGAAUUCCUCAUGCAACCAAAUCUUAUGUCAACCAUACAGAAGUUCCAUAGUAGUCGUUUUUGGGUUAGCAGAUGGUAGUGGUAGCUCGUUCAUCUAAUUGCAUUCUCAAUUCAAGUUGCACUGAUGAAAAGUCAGGCACGUAUGCCUCUCCUGAUACUAAUACUAUCGAAACUAAGAAGGGAAAAAGCGGUCAGCAAGUGUUCAGGGACAGGUGAAGAUAAAUACAGAUGCGGGCGAACUCCCUGCUGGUGGUAUUGGUUUGGAUGCUGUGAUUCGAGCAGAUGAAGGCAAGUUUGUGUUAGCUGCAGCUAAGAUAUGCAGAAGCUUAAGCUAUGGAAUUUGGGAUGCAGCUGGCUGCUCAAUUCCAGCUCACGAACCUUGUACACUUGUACUGGAAGCGGACUGCCAGAGUUUAAUACAGAAACUGGAUAAAGCAUACAAACGGAGCUUGGAGUUAUCUGUAGAAAUACCCAACGUCUAGUUCAUGAAAUGGGAACAUAUCCGACGUGAUGUAAACAAGGCCGCUCAUUGUGACUCAUAGUAGAAUGGAGUGGGAAGCUGUGGUUGUUUGGGUAGAUAUGCCAC
Molecule: messenger RNA, 3300 nt
Organism: Linum tenue
Lineage: Eukaryota; Viridiplantae; Streptophyta; Magnoliopsida; Malpighiales; Linaceae
Source: the annotation of a GenBank genome assembly